Messenger RNA from Lathyrus oleraceus (garden pea), 1635 nucleotides. RefSeq names its product metacaspase-1. Gene Ontology annotation, molecular function: cysteine-type endopeptidase activity. The record is from RefSeq and is a predicted model, not a curated record. Gene Ontology annotation, biological process: proteolysis. The transcript has 5 exons. Bases 365 to 1528 code for a protein of 387 amino acids. NCBI's taxonomy places the organism in Eukaryota, Viridiplantae, Streptophyta, Magnoliopsida, Fabales, Fabaceae. Gene Ontology annotation, cellular component: cytoplasm.
UCAUCAUCCGAGAAAUUUGAUGUUUCUACAGCAAUAUUCACAAUGUGGUCAUGAGGAGGAUACACGUUAUAUAUUUCCAAUUUGCAAGUUCAUGCAUAUCUUUGAAUUUUACUUUUUUUUUUCUUUACAAUAAUUGUCUAAGGACAGAAAAACAAAUAAGUCAAGAUAUUCACUCUCCACUAGCUAAAGUCAUCAGAAUCCUAUUCUUCUUCAUCUGACUCACCAACAAAAAUAGAGUUAGCUGAAGUUUACGUGCACUUUUUGUAAACUGUUAUCAAUCCAUUCAUAACUUCUAAGCCUCAUUUUUGCAUUCGUUGUCUCUACCAUUCUUCAUAUCUUCAAACAAGAAAAGAAAAACAUUACAAUGGCAAGUAAACAACAAAGAUGCAACCAUUGUGGAAUACUACUAUUUAUUCCACUAGAAGUCCAAGCCUUUAAGUGUUCAAUGUGCAAUGGCAUCACACAUGUUCAAUCCCCAGGUCCAGUGAAUCAAGCCUACAACUCUCUUAAUCAUAUUGCAGGUCUUUUUAGAGGCUUCGUGAAUACUAUAACAACUAGUUCAGCAAUUAACAGCAACUCAGGUAAUUAUGGAACAAAUCAUUUCGGCUAUUAUCUUCAGCCUCGGCCACAAAGGCCUUCGUACCCUUUGAAUCCUCCUUCUCCGUAUGGUUCAAAAAGGGCAGUUUUGUGUGGAGUCUGCUACCAUGGGAGGAGUUACAGGCUUAAGGGCUCCAUCAAUGAUGUGAAAUGUAUGAAAUACUUUCUGAUUAAGGAGUUUCGGUUUCCAAGUGACUCCAUUCUCAUGCUCACAGAUGAUAAGGAGGAGAGAAAUCCACUGAAAAUCCCAACAAAAUAUAACAUUCAAAUGGCUUUAAGGUGGCUGAUUGAGGGUAGCAAAUCAGGGGAUUCACUGGUGUUCCAUUACUCAGGACAUGGCACACAGGAAGUGAACAUGAAUGAGAUUGAUCAUAGCUAUAGGUAUAAUAAUGCAAUUUCUCCGGUUGAUCAUGAGCUCAAGGGGAAGAUACUGAAUGAUGAGAUCAAUGCAACAAUUGUUAGGCCACUACCAUUUGGUGCUAAACUUCAUGCCAUUAUUGAUGCAUGUCACAGUGGGAAUGUUCUUGAUUUAUCAUUUGUGUGCAAGAUGAACAGGGAAGGGUAUUAUACAUGGGAGGAUCAUACAAGUUCAAUAAAUCAUAAAGACACAAAAGGAGGGGUAGCAAUUUGUAUUUCAGCUUGUGAAGAUGGCCAAGUCUCUGUAGAUACCUCUGCCUUAAGUGGCAAAGAAGUUACAGGUGCCUUGACUUAUAGUUUCAUACAAACAGUGCAAAAUGAACCUGGAUUGACUUAUGGUCAAUUGCUUAGUACCAUGCGUUCCACCAUUCAUGGAACUAAAACAGGCAUAGUUACUCUAAAUGGACCAAUUGCUUCACUCUUAAAUAGACUUCUUGGCCUACGCAUCAAACAGGAGGCACAAUUAUCAUCCUCCGAGUUGUUUGACAUGUAUAAGAAGCGGUUUGUACUAUGAUAUGGUAUAUUUUUAUCAUAAAAUAAUGAAACAUUGGAGAUUCUUGAAUGCCACUUUAGGUUGUAAUAUCUCUUGAUAAUGUUGUAUGUUUCUCUAUAAUUUGUAUU